CUGAACCGACCGGUGGGUUGCGGGGACUGGAACUCGACUGGCCCCAAAAAGUGCCUUCGCUGCAAAUUCGGUUGUUGGUCUCGUUGGGUCUGCGACAUCAACAGAGCCAUUUCUGUCGCAGCCGUUGGGUGCACAGCGGCUUCCAGAAUGAAGUGGCCGGCGCGGCUCUUCGUGGUGUGCCUUUUUCCGCUCCAUGCGCUGAAGUUGCAAUCCACAAGCCGUGCAAGCCGAGUACAAAACUGCCACAUUUUCACCUUGUGGAACUACUCACGACCAGUUCCAGAGUACAUCCACUUGAACCUGCAAUCCUGGCAGUUGGCCUCCAAGGGACGCUGUGGAGCACCGGUCUUGGUGAAUCGAAGCAAUGUGAGACAAUGGAUCCCAGAUGCACCUGAGGAGCUCUUCCGAAUCCCCUAUGAAGCUGCUGAGUCGGAUGCCAUCCGUUAUGCCUUGAUCUAUCACAACGGAGGCAUCUACAUGGAUACCGACUUCCUGGCCAUCGACAUGUCGUCCAUCAUCGAUCGUAUCUCCGAUCACGACAUCAUUGGGUAUACUGCAGAAGCUCAGAACUUCACCCACGGGCAGUUUAGUUCCAACUUCCUGGCGGGGAAGAAGGGCAGCGUGGUCAUGGGAGCGAUUUGGAAGGCUCAAAAAGAGCGCAUGCAGAAGCACUGUCCUGCAGAGAUGGAACCAAAGUCUGGAAUGUGCUGCUACGACGACCCGCAGCGCGCGUGCUCCGUGCGCUGGGCGGGGCUCGGAGAGGGGAUCUCGCACCCGGCGCUGCGAGCACUGAUGAAGAGCAAGACGUCCUUCAAGAGCUUCAUCUUCUCGGGGCAUGAGAGCUUUGUGCCCGAUGGCCUGGUCGAAGUACUGAAGAAGAAGAUGAGCAAAAGCGAAGGGCUCAAAUACUGGAAGAAGCGCAAGGUGAUGAAACCUUUGUCCAGAAAAAUGUACCAUUUGUUCAAUUCUCAAGGCUUUGCAGAUGCAUAUUCCUGUGUGGACUUGACCAACGACCUCAGCGGUUCGGUGGCUGGGGAGCUCUACAAACUCAGCCAGGUGAAACGGCGCCAAGUGCCGCAUGGUGACCUCGUCCGGAAGUGUGCCAAUGAUGGAAUGAGCAGAGUGUUCCUUCAUCCGAAACUUCACUCCGUGCUGCGUCACGCGGGCCUUGUGUGCGAAACCGCUCGGAGGUUUGCCUGUAAUGGGAGUGGCGAAACCAACCUGGAGACCAUGAUGCAAACACAGUAUGAGGUUCAAGAAGUGUCAUCCUCCAUCAGAUGCAAUUCGCUUGCAAGAGAUGGCAGAAUCAGCUGGGCCAAUUGUUUUGAUCUUGUUGGAACUUGUUGGAUAUGUUCUGCGAAACGAUUGCUGGACACAAACCUGAGUUAACGUGCGCAAAGCGACAGGUUUUCCCAAGUGCAAGCGUCGGGCAUUCGAAGUGCAGCGCCGUGUUUAUCCGUGGUUCCCUGGUUCGGGGUUUGCACCCUCCUUGGUCGUUUCCCACCCUCUUUGAGGAAGAGUUUAAGGAGGUUAAGGCCUUUUCAGCCAACAUGUCCGGGUCAUUGUAGAUCGCAUGACGGGAUUGGCAGGAUAUAUUGAUGUGAUAUGCAAUGUUAUAGAACUGAAAUGAACUGACCGAAUUCAUGUUAAGGUUGACCAUGUUUCAUGUUGUUCAUCUCUCUCUCUCUUUGCGGGUGGUUUGUGUUAUCUUUUAGUUGCUUCUCAGUGGGUGAAGGUUCUGUAGAUGCAACCGUUUCUUCGGUUUUGCUUCACUUCGAUGCGCCGAAGAUGAACGAACCUGAAAACUACUGGGUUGGCAUUCGGAAAACCCUGGGCUUUUCAAGCGUAUCCUCUAGUGAGAGGUCAAGAAGGACGCUGCAUAGCAGCCCUAUCAGCCAGCCGGUCUGCACGAACUCGUGUCAAUACCACUAGCAGUUUCCGCUUCCAAUGAACCAAACUGGCUCAGAGGUCCAAUCGAAACCAUCGAAACCCUGGCACUCUGCCCAGCAAGCGGCGGCGACGCGUGACGAGUGACGCCGACGCUUUUUGUCCGUGAUGAGGUGGAGAACAUGACUUUGGAGGUGAUCCACUGUAUGGCGUCUCGAAGCACUGCUUCUGUGCAGACAGACCCUGACCGCUUCCGACCGCUUCCGGCCGAUUCCGCGCACACCGCGGAACAAAGAGCGGAGCGAGCUCCGUGUGGAGCUGAGCUGCGGCGAUGGUGAAAG
Molecule: messenger RNA, 2228 nt
Organism: Durusdinium trenchii
Lineage: Eukaryota; Dinophyceae; Suessiales; Symbiodiniaceae
Source: the annotation of a GenBank genome assembly